AUGCAGGACCGACGGUCACGUUGGGAGAAAAUGGACGAGGGCGGUAACGAGGCGGCGGCUGGGGCAGCGGACAGCUUGUCCCAGAGAGCCGGGGUACACGAGGGCGCAGCGUCGUCGCCACCACUGCAAGAGUUGUUGUCUGCCUUAAUCACGGAAGGACUGUGUUCGCAUAGAGCUGGAGCCAAUUUGAAGACUUCUCAUUGUGAUACUCUCUUGAACAAUCCGAAUCAAAACGCACUCAACUCACAGGCCCCUUUUCAGGUUAUCAGUGAAUUCGCGUUCGAGUACUUCAUUGAGGAUAAAACGGCCAUUGCCCAUUAUUCUACCGCCCUCGACGAAGCCUCAGCGAAGCAGCACUAUGGCGUGUUUGUUGCAACCACCAUGAGCACUAGUAUUGAUUUGGAUGUCUUUACGCACUUCGGCUCUAACUCCAAUCAACCUGGUCUCAAUCCUCACGUCGGAGAACUUGGCUGCUUCAUAGAAGUUGGAGCAUUUCUCAUCCCUUUAAGGUGCCAACAGCUUGGUGAGUCAAUUCGUCUCUUCCUCCGUCAUCUUGGGGAGGAUUUCGAAGACAAGCGAUACAAGUGCGGUCCUGGUAACCCGUUAAUUUGGCAUUUAAUAACAUUUAUUCAGCCCCAACAUUUGAUCGCAGUGAAUGGUUGUCAGUCAAGUAUUCAUUAG
This is a messenger RNA of Mesocestoides corti, 681 nucleotides long. Lineage: Eukaryota; Metazoa; Platyhelminthes; Cestoda; Cyclophyllidea; Mesocestoididae. The record is from the annotation of a GenBank genome assembly.